This is a messenger RNA of Echinococcus granulosus, 969 nucleotides long. Its product is annotated as E3 ubiquitin-protein ligase 1-Mar. The record is from RefSeq and is a predicted model, not a curated record. Lineage: Eukaryota; Metazoa; Platyhelminthes; Cestoda; Cyclophyllidea; Taeniidae. Bases 1 to 969 code for a protein of 322 amino acids. Gene Ontology annotation, biological process: protein ubiquitination. The transcript is spliced from 6 exons. Gene Ontology annotation, molecular function: zinc ion binding; ubiquitin-protein transferase activity.
AUGGCAGUUACCCCUCCACCACCAGCAAACACCCAUUUGACUUCUCCGAAUUCAUCCCACUUUGCGAAGAUAGCCAAAGUCAAAUCACACAACUGGGCCAACGACAUAGUGAAGAGGAGGGAGUCAGUUGAGGAGAACACGUACUCCAUUCGCAAUCACUGGUUCAGCGUUGCUUCCGCCGGUUGUGAGCGAGUUUCAGGCAGAGCAAUGUCACAACGGAGAGAUCAAGAGGUGAUGCCUGGUAUUUUUGGGGAUUUGGCUAACCUGGAAAAUACCGCCAGGAAUGAUGGCGGGGCAGGAAAUUCAGGGAAGUCGGACGAAGAGGAUCCAUAUAGAAGACCACUUAGUGGACAGAAGGAAGGAGCAGGUGUGCCGUACAACACCUCUCCUCUUUACAACGCGGUGCCUUUUAGUCCAAACACAAAGUCAUCCCCCUCCAAUUCUUCCACUACGUCCACCAUGCCUAGAGACCAGAGUUGGCAUGAGGGCGAAAAUCUUCAAGAAUUUCGAUCUGUGCCCAUUAUUUCCAGUCCCGACAUUCCUUUGUGUCGAAUUUGCCAUGAUUCAGACUCGAGAUCUUGUGGUCAAUUAAUUGCGCCAUGUCUGUGUGACGGGAGUUUGAAGUAUGUCCACAGAAUGUGCCUUCAGCGUUGGCUUGAUAUCAGUCAAUUGAAGAAGUGUGAGCUGUGUCAUUAUGAGUUUAAGAUGAGCAAACGGGCAAUGCUCAUGCGCAAGCGAGAUCUUCGUGACAUCUCUGUUGAGGAGCUAGGCAUGGCCUUGGCUUUCGAACCCACAGUUUUACUCCUUGCAGCCUUAAGAGAUAUCAUCCUCGGCGAUUGUCAUGCCUACAAACUCGAGUUUCGUGUCCUUAAAGUCUUUAUUUCUACAGUUUCUGCACUCUCCUCACACCAAUCUCUUUACGUCGCCACCUCCACAUCACCUCACUUGGCUUUGAAAGUCUGUCCUUAA